CGACAUUAAAAAAAAAAAAAAAGAGAAAAGGAAAACAUAAUCCACCUUCCGAGCACACUCACAAAAACGGACUAUCUAAUAUCUAUACGCAGAGAAGAAUCAGUUGAGUGUGUUUUGGAAAACCAGAAAUACAUGGGCUAAAGUUUGGGAUUCUAUUCAAACUAAGUAAUUGUGGGUUUUUAGUUUUUUUUUUCUCAUUUUUUUCAUUUCAAUUGAGAAAAUCUGGCAAAUUUAGGCGGAUUGAAUUUAAGGCCUCGGUUGCCAUUCAAACAAUCCAAUUAUCCAGAGGACCAAGACGAAGAGGAGUGUAGGCCUUGGCGAAAAAGGCUUUCUUUAUCAAUAAUGGCGUUCAAAUUCAGCUGGGUUUCUUUCUUCAAAAUUACCCUUUUUUUGAUCCUUGUUGCUGCUAUUGCCACGGCUUGUUACACUCUCCCCAUUGAAAAGAUGCUGAAGAACUUUUUAGUAUGGGUAGAGCAGGAUCUUGGUCCUUGGGGUCCUUUUGUUUUGGCGGUUGCGUAUAUCCCCCUGACAAUUCUGGCAGUUCCAGCUUCAAUACUCACACUAGGUGGUGGUUAUCUUUUUGGCUUGCCUGUGGGUUUCAUCGCUGAUUCCCUUGGUGCUUCAAUUGGUGCUGGUGCAGCAUUUCUUCUUGGCAGAACUAUUGGGAGGUCAUUUGUUAUUUCCAAAUUAAAAGACUAUCCACAGUUCCAAGCAGUUGCAAUUGCUAUUCGGAGAUCUGGCUUUAAGAUUGUGCUGCUCCUACGACUUGUUCCUUUACUUCCAUUUAACAUGUUAAACUACCUACUGUCCGUCACUCCAGUACCCUUUGGCGAAUAUGUGCUGGCUUCAUGGUUGGGAAUGAUGCCAAUAACUCUAGCUCUGGUAUAUGUUGGAACAACGUUGAAGGAUCUUUCUGAUGUAACUCAUGGAUGGAGUGAAUUCUCGAAAACUCGUUGGGCAUUUAUUGCAUUGGGCCUUGUAGUGUCUGUCAUUCUAAUAUUCUGUGUAACGAGAGUUGCAAAGAGGGCUUUGGAGAAAGCAUUGGCUGAAAAUGAGGACUUCGAUGGUAUUGCUCCGUCACCGCAGUUGCCGAUUGUGGCUGAUUCUCCUGUACAUCUUAAUGAACCAUUUAUAAUCAAGAUAGAUCCCUCUCAAGAUAAUCACGAGAAGUAGACCUCUUGUUAAUGUAAAUUCUUUUGACUAAUCUAUUUUUAUAGAAUAUACCUCUCCAAUGUUCUUGUCAUCAUCACCAUCUGAUAAUGGUUGAUAGAUAUUCUUCACUUGUACAGUCUGAUAAUGUUACACAAUACACACCAUUUCGACUUUGGAGAGCAUGAGGUAUAUUUCAUGGAUAGCAAUCAGUUUUGUACUUCACAGAAAAAAACCCUAUCAGUCAAAUUCAUAAAUGAACUAGUUUUAGUCUUUCCAUGUAAAUGUUGCUCCACUC
This is a messenger RNA of Coffea eugenioides, 1447 nucleotides long. Its product is annotated as TVP38/TMEM64 family membrane protein slr0305. The record is from RefSeq and is a predicted model, not a curated record. The coding region runs from base 343 to 1173 and encodes 276 amino acids. NCBI's taxonomy places the organism in Eukaryota, Viridiplantae, Streptophyta, Magnoliopsida, Gentianales, Rubiaceae. The transcript is spliced from 9 exons. Gene Ontology annotation, cellular component: membrane.